Molecule: messenger RNA, 621 nt
Organism: Clavispora lusitaniae ATCC 42720
Lineage: Eukaryota; Fungi; Ascomycota; Pichiomycetes; Serinales; Metschnikowiaceae
Source: RefSeq, a predicted model, not a curated record
AUGAAAAACUGGAUCCACAAAAGCGCACCGCCUUCCUUGAGCCCAAAUUCGAACUUCGAAAACUCUCUAUCACUUAUCCCUCUAGCUAAAAUCAUAUUUGCUAUAGUUAUGCCACCCAGGAUCACCUCUAUAGAACUCAAGCAGAAGAGAAUAAGUACGGGGAACACAGUUCAUAUUGAUGAAAAUACGCAAAGUCUAAUGAACCAUGCCGAGCCUUGCCGUGUUAUUCGGAGAGGAAAGUUUAGGGGGCUUCAUGACACAAGAGCAGACCACUGUAUCUCAUAUACUUGUCGUUCACGACACUUUCCUCGCUGUAGAUUUUGUCUGCUGGUACCGUAUGUCUCUUCAGCCCUCACAAGAGAAUUUCAUUUCUCUAAGCGACCGCUAGCACAUUCUAAAUCACAAUCUGCGUGUGUAUUAAGGAGAUACCGCCCAGUCGAAAUUGAACCUUAUGUUAUUGGUAAGCAUGCGAAUUCGUUGCUAGAACACCACAUUGAAAGGAUGGUCCGAUCAUCUACCUUAUCCAAAGCCAGGGAACAUAUUAAUCGAUUCACCAUCAUAAUGCGAGGAGUGGCAUUCGAGAGAGAACCAUCAUAUCAUGACCAUGUGCAUAAUCGAUAA